AGGCGGUUUGGUAAGAACGUGUAGAAGUGAAAGAUCGUGAGCUGAGUCCUGUAUGUAUCCGUUGAUAAAUCCUACGAGGGCGAGCACACUAGAGAAGAAGAAUAUCUAGCAAUCAAACUGUCGCGAUUAAGGUGCAACCGAGUAUCGGCCGUCUCGUGCGAAUGUGUGACUGUGUCUGUGCGUCGUGUAAACGCCCGCACUGCUUGGUGUGCAAUAGGCAGAGCAGCAGUGUCCUUCUGAGCUGUCACGAAAGCGAUACGAUUUGGUGUAAAGAUUCCUGUGCUCGCGAGAGGCAGGAGGACGGGAAACCAGAAUCUCCUUUGGCGUGAUUUCUCUCCCAACUAAAGCUGUGUUUGUGUGUGAUUGUUAUUGUUUUCUUUUUUUUCUGACUUCGUAAGCGCUUUGUAUAUCGUAUCGUGUGCGAGUAUGUCACUGGUUCGGCUCAGUCAGUGAUUGCGAAGACUAGGCACGACGACGACGGGUGCUUGCUUGUGUGUGACAUACUCCUGAUGGCAGGCUAUCAGCGAGAGCGCGCGCGGGUUCGUCAUCAUCAAACCAGGAGCAGCGUACAUGUUGUGUCGCUCUCAUCACGUCAAUGAUGUGAUGUCCGUGAGGAAGGCAGCAAGCAAAAGCUCGUCAAAGUCCGGAACGCUUCGCAGCAUCAGUCAAAGCCGCGGUGAAAGGACGAAGGACAAAAGCAUCCGCUAGCAGUACGAUGCCAAACAGUGGCUAGCGUGGAGGUGUGUUGUGGUAGUAUAAAGAAGAAGAACUACAACGGUAUCAGCAUCCCAACAGUAGGAAAGUGAGCACGAAGUGACAUCUUUUGCCAGGAACUGGCAGUUAGAACCUGCUUCACUCACCGCUGGACCGAAGCGAGACGCUACCGUACAACGAAAUCCCGAGCUCCUCCACCAGUUAGUAGCUGCAAAACAAAAAUGUGUUCCGUAGUACAUGUGCUUAAGCCUCGACAAGAACGCAAGUGUUUACGGCCCGGUCGCAUUCUCUAAUCAACAUCCCUGCGUUUACGGCAAACAGCAGCGCACCUUCUCCAGAAGAAAGCAUGAAAGUUUCCAGUGAUUGAAUCUUUUCGAAUGAAACCAGUCGUCAAGUGUGUUGUUGUUAUUGGUGUAAAAAGUGAAAAUUUUAGUGUAAAAUUCCCAGCAAAAAAAGAACCAAACAAUGUGCUAAGUAAACCGGGUCUACGAACGAAAAUCUGUUAAUUAGUUAAGUUUUUUUUUCCCUGGAGUUGCCGAUUAGAAGAAAACGUUUCAAAAAUUGAGAACCAAAAUCUCUCAUCAAUGAUGCUCCACGAGGCAGUAAUGUUGGAAAUCUACCGCCAGGCACUUCACGCCAGUGAAAUGGCCAGCCCUAGAUGCCAAUCGAGGGAGUCAUCCGGCGGUGGCCGUUGCCCAUCGGACGAAUCGAUCCGCUCCGAGGGCGACCGGGACGGACAGAACUCGGGCCCGAACAUGAGCCCGGUUUCGAUAACGCUCCCGCCCACCCUUCCGCCAGCAGCCGCCGCCGCCCUCCUGCCUCAGCAUUCCGCCGCGAUGGCCGCCUAUCUGAACGUGGCCGCCGUGGCGGCCCAACAGAAUCGCCUGCUACUAGGUUCGCCGCUGGCCGGACUAGCAGCCGCCCGAAACGGUUCCCCGCCGAUUCUACCUCCGCUGGCGUCACCGACGGACGAAAGCGACGACGCUGCGCUGGACUUCAGCAAAAAGCGCACCGACAGCGGAACGGCCGACGACGACGGUGCCAGUGACUGCGAGGACGGCGAUGCUGUCAAUCUAAGCGCCAAGUCCGGCGAUAACAGCCCGCUGGAUCUGUCCGUCAGCCAUCGGAAGCGAACGGGUGAUGACUCCCAUUCGCCUCCACCCCGGAAAGCUCCUCGCUCGCUCGACUACAAGCCGGCCAUCGUUACGCCGUGGAGUUCACCGGUAACACCUCAGCUUCCUUACUUUGCCGCCGCAGUAGCAGCCGCUAGUCUAUCGCCCAAGAACAAUCACAACGAUUGGAAUGGCAAACACAAAGGUGUCACCAAUGAGGCUGCUAAAGCACUAGAAAAAAUGACCGAGCUGAGUCGCCUCGGAGGAGAGGAGAUCUAUAGACCUUCGAACAAUAAUCCCGUUGCAGGAGGUGCCAGCGCAGGUGGCGGACGUCACAGCGCUUGGCAAUCGCACUGGCUCAACAAAGGAGCUGAUUCCGCCAAGGAUGUCCUCAAAUGUGUCUGGUGCAAACAGAGCUUCCCCUCGCUGGCAGCAAUGUCCACCCACAUGAAGGAAACCAAACACUGCGGCGUUAAUGUUCCUCCAGGCACCGGAAUGCCCCAACAACCGAUCCAAUCGCAACCACCGAAUUCGUCCAACCAGAACACCGGUAGUAGUGCUUCCAACAAACCUUCACCGAGUGAAUUAAAUCUUCUAAUUAAGGAAACUAUGCCCCUUCCUCGCAAGCUUGUGCGCGGUCAGGACGUUUGGCUCGGCAAGGGUGCCGAACAAACGCGGCAGAUUCUGAAGUGCAUGUGGUGCGGCCAGAGCUUCCGAACCUUGGCAGAAAUGACGGCUCACAUGCAGCAAACUCAACAUUACACCAACAUUAUUUCGCAAGAACAAAUCAUAUCGUGGAAAUCAUCCGACGGUGACAAGCCCGGUUCAGGAGCUCCUGGUCCCAGUGGAAACGCCUCGAAUCCCUCGGGGACUCCCAACACUCCGGCCGCCCAAGCUAACAGUCAUGUCAGUGCGGUACUCACUUGCAAAGUGUGCGACCAAGCGUUUUCAUCGCUCAAAGAACUCAGCAAUCACAUGGUGAAAAAUGCACACUACAAAGAGCACAUCAUGCGAUCGAUCACCGAAAGUGGCGGCAGGCGAAGGCAGACCCGAGAGAAGCGAAAGAAGUCACUUCCUGUACGAAAGCUGCUGGAAAUGGAACGGGCCCAGCACGACUACAAGAACGGCGAGAAUCCUACAUCCAAUGCAGCCAACAAACCGAUCCGUGAUCUCGGCGCCGGGAAAAUAACCUGCGAAAAGUGCAACGAGAAAAUCGAAACAACCAUGUUUGUGGAUCAUAUCAGACAGUGCAUCGGUGGAACGGCGAUCCUGCAAGCGCAACAGCAACGCGAAAAGUUGAAAAACGCCCUACUUUCCAACACCAUCAUCCCGCCGGAUUCCAUCAGUCCGGUAACGCCGCUCAGUCGCGAUGGCCGUAAAUCGGUUGGCGAUGAUCUGUCGUCGCCACUUUCACUGCAAAAAUCACCCAUGCCAGCGGAUCUGUCCUCGCCGGCGUCCGCGAAAAAAGAUGGCGAGAAAAGUUCCUCUCCCUCGGUGUUGAAUGCAAUCGAACAGCUGAUAGAGAAAAGUUUCGAUACCCGUUCGCGGCAUCCGAGUACCAAUUUCGGGAAUACCAAUCAAAGUACGACCCCGCUUGGUUCGAGCAUUCUGAAACGUUUGGGUAUUGAUGAGAGUGUUGACUACACCAAACCACUGGUAGACCCGCAGACAAUGAACCUUUUGAGGAGUUACCAUCAGCAGCAGUACGUAUCGCAGUUUGGAAGACGAGAACGAAGUGGCAGCGAGUCGAGUUCUAUUUCGGAGCGAGGAUCGAGUCGGGUGGAUUCGUUGACGCCGGAGAAAAAGUACGACACGACUGGGCACUCGACCCCUAGGGGAACCCCGGAGAAGCAAUUCAUAGAAGACCAUAAUAACAGUGACGAACAGACGGUGAACAUAAAGCGGGAAAUGGCGAGCGAUGACGAAGAUGAAGGCGAGAAACAGGAACCGUCGAAAAUAAAAAUCAAAAAAGAGCUCGAUGAUGACGAGGAAGAGGGACCUAUGAGGCCUCCGAGUAAAUCCAAUGAUGAGGCGGCGGAUGCCGAAAAGGAACACCGAAGACGGUGUAGUGUGGCUUCUAGUCCUGCCCCGAGUCCUCGACUGUCAACCGCCAGUGUCCCACUGAGCCCAUCAGCUAGUCCCAUCAGUGACCAUCAUUCCAUUGCUUCACGGUCGACUCCGGGGGUGGCGGAUGGCAACAGCAAAAAAUCAUCAUCCGGUGGUAACGUGAGCAGCAGCUUGGGCGCCCUAUCUUCGAUGUUCGACAGCUUGACCGGUGCGGGAAGUGCAAGCAAUGCCGAGACAGGUGGAUCAGGAAAGAAAUCAAACGCUCAUCCAUUGGCGGCACUGCAGAAACUUUGUGAUAAAACUGAGACGCAACCCAGCGGCAGGGCCGGAACGAGCAGUGCACUACUAUCGGCUACUACCAAUGCACAAGCUAGUAGAACUGCUCCAGGAGCAAUAUUGGCCUUUAGCUGGGCGUGCAACGAUGCCGUUGUGUCGGACGAAUCGGUAAUCAAAUGUGCCUACUGUGACACGACAUUCACCUCGAAAGGUGCCUACAGGCACCACUUGUCCAAGGCGCAUUUCGUCAACGAUGAAGUGAUUCCCGAUCCCAAGGGUCAGGGCUCCCUCAAACCCGGUUCUCCCCACUCGCCUAAAUCCACCGGAAGUGGCACUGGAAUGAGCAAUCGUGAAAAUUCGAACCGUGCCGACGGCGGUGGAACUCCUGUGCCUUCGAUGGGUGGCGGCAGUAGGGACAGCGGCAGUGGCAACGGGCAGGCGAAAAGCCCACCAUCAGCGCAAUCACCGGCGGCAUUCGACGAGAGUCCGCACUCCAAGUUUCUCAAAUACACCGAACUGGCCAAACAGUUGUCGUCCAAGUACGUCUGACAUUCCUAAGUUUCGUAAGCCCGGCAGGUUUUCUUUUUCGUUUUCUAUCCAAUAUGUAAAUAUUUCGCUGAAUUGUCGGAAUGAUGAUGGACAGCCUGAUGUAGAGCGAGAGCGAGUUUAUGGGGAAUUAUACGGGAGAGUGAGCAAAAGGGAAGACACCCGGUUCGGGAGCAAAAGAGAGCAGAAAUGAGGUAGUAAAUAACGUAUUUAUGUGUGAAUCCAUUUCUGCCAUGAGCGCUGCGUUCAAUAACCACUUGAAGCAGCAGCGUAGAGACGGCAAAACGCAGACUGAAGGAAAGAAGGAAAAAACAAGCACUGAUCAACAACACAGAAGCGGCAAAGCCGACGGGAGCAGGUUUUUUCUUCUUUUGAUAUGUGUCUCUCUACGUUCGCAUUGAAUGUGGCGGCCCCUUUAGAUGUGUUCGUGAAUCUCGUUUUUUCGCUUCUUUUCAAUAACCCGAUUUAAUACCUUUUAUAUACACAUCAAAACGGCCCAAAGUGUGAGGGAAACGACGAACACAUGAUCGCAGCAGUGGUGUACAGAAAACGAAACUUGCACACACAAACACGCGCACCAUGCGGGCGGGUAAAGACAGUGGAAACACAAAGUAGAGCAAAGUAAAAGUCGACUCGAUUGUGAGUGGUGUGUGUAGCACUUGAAGUGCACUUUUCGUGCCUCUGUUGUGUGUUGCUUUGCGCCGGUUGCUGUGUGAAGUAGGAGGACGGAGAAGAAAUCAAUCAAAUGAAAUAAAGCCAGCGUCAGCGAAUUAUAAAGAGCAGGCUGUACCUUUGGGUUGUCUUUUGACGUGGAUGGAAAGGGUAAGGAUGUCCGUAGACAGACAGAGCCAUCGAAAGGCCGUUCGGUUCUGCUUGUGUGAAAACAAAAUGGAGUUCGCUGGGGCUCUGUGAAAGAUGGAUCGCAAGCGAGUUCUGCAAGAGCUUUUGGUUUUACUCUCGAACGCAAACUUGUUGAGGGAUGCAAUUUGCUAAUAAUUUCGCUUGUUUUACAAGCAAUAAACAGACGUCGGGAUCAUGCUAUUGAUUCGUCAAUUAGUGACUCUAAUUUUAAAUUAGCGGAUUAGUGAUCCCACUGGUUAGUUGAAAACAUGGCUUCGAAGAAAAUUAACAAACAGAGAGGAUUUUUACUGAAGCUAAACCUCUGAAACCGUACACAAAUUGCCUCAACCAUGAACAGGCUUCACUACGAAAGUGACGUUUAGAAGUUUCUUUCAAAAACCAUUCAAAUUUCUUUAUGCUAUUUAGUAUUUCUCUUUCAAGAGACAAAUGCACUUUAGAUUUCCAACAAACAUUUUUCGUGUCCCUUUCAUCCUUAUGAAAACUUUGUUGGCGUUUUUCGUACUUUUCAGAUGAAUGCUAGAAUAGAAGUAUUUUUUUACGAUCUGAGUUAAUCAAUUUGAAAAAAAAAAAAAGAAUAAUAACUUACAGCAUUGUUUAUACUAAAUAUUAUUAAUUGGUAAAAAACGUGGUUGAAAAAUUAAAUUUUGAGGAAAUUUCAAACAAAAUAUGUAUUCAAAAUUUGAUAUUUACACUUGUUCUAUUAACAAUAAAAAAUUUCGAACCAAAUCGGAACAUAAGUUUAAUUUGGCACUCAUUUGCCACUCUCCAACAGUAUCAUUUUUACAUAAACUCGCUCAGCUUGUUGUGAUUCAAUUUACUAGGUACAUAUCUUGAGGAUUAGAGCGAAACCCCAGGAAAGCCAUCUUAUUAUAAACUUACGUGCGAAUCUCCCAAUGCGGUCACCUUUCUGUGUUGGCGGCCUUUUGCAAUACGAAUGAUUUAUUAACCUACCAAACCAUCAAACAUUAUUCGGGCUUUUUGCUUCAAACUUGUGAACAAUGUAAAUUAGGUAUACAAAAACAUAAAAUGUAACUUUUUGGAUAACAAAUACAUACGAGAGUUAGAUAUUGCGUACUUUGUACAGUCAACAUUACGAAUGAGUUCAUUCAACAAGUCAAAAUUGUGUUACAUAAUAUAGAUUUAGAAGAAAAAAAAAGUAAUCAGAUAUACGAGUCCAUCACAUCACACACAAAAAUAAACAAAUACUUUAAAAUUUCCUUCUAAGUAGUAAAGGCGAAUGAAAUAACGUAUGUUACAAAAAUACACAACACAUGAGUCAACAAAAAAUGCGAGAUGGCGUAGAGCAAAAUUAUUCAAUUAAAACUGAAAUUUGGUAUACGUAAUUUACACUCAAACAAAAAAAAAACGCAUAAGUAUUACACAACUUCUGAAAUCAACAAAAUACGAAUAUAUUACGAAAACUCAAGUUUUAAACUGCAAACAAGAAAUUAUACGAAAUUGAAACUUUUGGUAUACGGUGAAAACACAAACAAAUAAGCAAACAGGAAGGAAAUCCGGCAUUUCGUUUAGCAGCGCCAUAAACGUAGAACCACAAGAAAAAAAAACACUAAUUUGCGUGCCAAAAUUCAGUAUACUAGUAGGGAACUUAGAAAUCAAGCAAGCUCCUGCAAAACAGACAUUUGCUAUACCGAAACAAAAUCAAACAACACUGCGACUAGAGUCAAUGCGUUUAUUUUGAGAUGAAGAAGAAAAAAUACCCAAGGUUCAGCUAAACACUAUCUUCAAACUGACUAAUAGAACGCUGCUAGUAGACGAAUCACGUUAAUACAGAAACACUCCCAGUGCUCCCAGGUUUGCAUUUAUUUAAAGUUUAUUUUCUGUUUUUUGUUCACCUUCUUCGUAACAUGUAAGUAUGAAAAAAAGAAAACAUUGUGAUUUCUGUACAUAGACUCUACCACGUUUCAGCUGAACAAUAACUGAGUUCUGGUCUUACUUUUUUCCUGUUUUGGUUUAUCAAAGAAAAAUUUUAUUGUCAUUAGUAUGCACAAAUCAUGUAAAUAUUCUCUAUCGUCAAACAACCGAUGCAUACAACAGUGAAAACGUUAUACAUCUUCUAGCUAUCCAAACAGUAGUGAAUAUAAACAUACGAACUAUGGUAUACCUUUGAUUGGAAAUUGAACACAAGCUAGAAAUUCAUAAGUUUUAGACACUAAAUUAAAAGAAACGUAGGGUAAACUAUAUUAUAACAUUACGAGGUGAAACACGCAGAACCGUAUUUAUUGAACAACUAAUUGCAAAAAAUAAUAAGUAAAAGCUAAAUAGUAUUAUAGAGGUAAACAAUAUUGGAGACUAUGAAAGAUCAAGUGAAACGAGAUGAAAAAGUGAGCAUAAUAAUGUAUACGUGACCCGAGAUCUGCUUGUGGGAAAGAAUAAAUUAAACUACAAUGGUAUACUCCGGAAGGAAAAAACCCAGAAAGUCGAAUGAAACUUCAAGUACUAAAAAAGUAUACGUAAUUACCGCAAAAUUUCGGAAACAUAAAAUGUCAAAUUGGAUUCCGCAGAUCCGAGCAUCGAUAUAAAACUGAGCUAGCAAUUUGAGAGAAGUCGCGCAUAAGUCCUUUCUUCACUCGUACGAAGUAAAACCGAAUCAGUACUCCAACAUUUUAACUAAAUCAAACGAUAAGAACGAUUAGCGGAGAGCAGUGAACAGCAAAUCAGAGUACCGUUGGAUCGAAAAACCGAAAACUAAACAAUUGUAUCUGUAAAAAUAUGAAACUUAUUAGCAUGCCUAGUAUAAAAAUAAAACAAACAAAAAAACAUGCGAGAAACACACUGCAACACUAUUCGACAACAACAAUUUAAUUUGAUCGAUUGUAGAAUAUAACGCGUAGUGGCAAAAGCAUGGCGUUGAACACAGUAACGUUUCUCGAUUAUUCAGCCUGCAUACUCCUUACUCCUUCUUCAAUCACCACCACACGAAUCCGCUACCUAACGGUUUUUCAUUUACUCGAUGCGCGCUGUAUCGUUUGUAAGUAUUUCAGUUACAGUGCAGAUAUGCAAAGUAUAAACACUAGACCCCCCCCCCCCCCUUCGCGAGGUGGUCUGUGUCAGUUCUCUAUAAGUGCAUACAAAACAGUGAAAAAUUGAAUACAAAAUCUAUAAAUAUAGAUAUAAAUAUAUAUUAUACGAGAUAUGAAAAUCAAUUAUUAUUUAAAUGCAAUUUUUAAAAAUUUUAAAAAACCGAAAGCUCAAAAUAAAAAUAUGUAUAUGUUAAAAAUUUCAAA
Wyeomyia smithii (pitcher-plant mosquito) is the source of this 8821-nucleotide messenger RNA. It is a transcript of the gene tio, whose product is annotated as protein tiptop. The transcript has 2 exons. The record is from RefSeq and is a predicted model, not a curated record. Gene Ontology annotation, molecular function: DNA binding; DNA-binding transcription factor activity, RNA polymerase II-specific. Gene Ontology annotation, cellular component: nucleus. NCBI's taxonomy places the organism in Eukaryota, Metazoa, Arthropoda, Insecta, Diptera, Culicidae. Bases 1299 to 4718 code for a protein of 1139 amino acids. Gene Ontology annotation, biological process: regulation of transcription by RNA polymerase II.